AAGUGAUAUUUAUUAGUUGACAACAGGACGACACUAGGUUAAAAGUUUAAGAAGAAAGCAUAUUAAUUACAAUCAUGAAUGUCCUGGGCAGGAGUAUAAUGAACAUAACAAGAACUUGCAUAACAAGUCCUACUGGAGGUAAUGCGUCAAGUCUUACAAAAUUCUAUGGAAAUAGUUAUAUCCAAGGAAACUUACUGAAUGCCGCAAGAACAUGUGUGAAUUCAACAUUGCAAGGAUUAGAACAGAUCAGAUUAGGCAGUACGUUGUGGCAAAUGAUCAGGAGAAAUGGGCCGUACAAGAAACGCAAACCUUCGAAGAAUCCUUUUGGCGAUCAGCCGUUUAUGAAGGGUGUUAUUUUGAAAACUGUUAUUAAGAAACCGAAAAAACCUAAUUCCGCAAAUCGCAAAUGCGUCAUUGUACGAUUAACGAACGGCAGGGAAAUGACGGCGUAUGUACCUGGAAUUGGUCAUAAUUUACAAGAACACAAUAUAGUACUCUGUAGGAGUGGCCGAUUGCGAGAUGUACCUGGUGUUAAAAUAAAAUGUGUUCGCGGAAAGUACGACUUGCCGCAUGUAGCUAAACGCGAAUAGUUUAUAAUUAGCUGUAAUUAAUGUCUGUUUACGUCAGACGUAAUCUUUACCAUCAGAGAGGACAUUACCGUUAAACACUUUGAUUAAUUAUAUACAACA
This is a messenger RNA of Camponotus floridanus (Florida carpenter ant), 689 nucleotides long. RefSeq names its product 40S ribosomal protein S12, mitochondrial (gene tko). Gene Ontology annotation, molecular function: structural constituent of ribosome. The record is from RefSeq and is a predicted model, not a curated record. Gene Ontology annotation, biological process: translation. Gene Ontology annotation, cellular component: small ribosomal subunit; ribosome. The coding region runs from base 75 to 590 and encodes 171 amino acids. The transcript is spliced from 5 exons. Lineage: Eukaryota; Metazoa; Arthropoda; Insecta; Hymenoptera; Formicidae.